Messenger RNA from Xiphias gladius (swordfish), 1514 nucleotides. RefSeq names its product cyclin-dependent kinase 8 (gene cdk8). The record is from RefSeq and is a predicted model, not a curated record. Gene Ontology annotation, cellular component: mediator complex; nucleus. Gene Ontology annotation, molecular function: cyclin-dependent protein serine/threonine kinase activity; RNA polymerase II CTD heptapeptide repeat kinase activity; ATP binding. The transcript is spliced from 12 exons. NCBI's taxonomy places the organism in Eukaryota, Metazoa, Chordata, Actinopteri, Istiophoriformes, Xiphiidae. Gene Ontology annotation, biological process: protein phosphorylation. The annotation marks the transcript as partial.
GCUCUUUCUCUGCUGCAAGCCUGUCUUCACGACGUUUUGCGACAGUGCCGUGCGCCAAUACGCUGUCGUUACCGAGUGAAGUGCGUCUCUUUGGAGCAGAUACCGGCUGUGAGAAACGCAGCAACAAGAGAAAGGAAUAUAUUUCAGGCUCGUUUUCCACCUGGACUAUCUCCGAGCACCGCGCAUCCCUUCCGGUACAUAAAAUUUGACCCAAAAGCUCGAUGUGAAUGCUGGGCUGAAGGAAGAAAGGGCCACGCUGGGGAAGGCAACUAGCUGAAUUACCUCACCGAGCUCGUUGGAGUAGCCUAGUUGCCUCCCAAGCGACGCUUCAAAAAGGGAAGGAGCAGAUACAUUUAGCCCAACCAGUCGUGAAAAUGGACUAUGAUUUUAAAGUCAAGCUGACCGGCGAAAGAGAGCGUGUCGAGGACCUGUUUGAGUACGAAGGAUGCAAAGUGGGAAGAGGCACCUACGGUCAUGUAUACAAAGCGAAGAGAAAAGAUGGGAAGGAUGAUAAGGACUAUGCCCUCAAGCAGAUUGAAGGCACUGGCAUCUCCAUGUCAGCCUGCAGAGAGAUUGCGCUGCUGCGGGAGCUGAAGCACCCCAAUGUCAUCUCACUGCAGAAGGUUUUCCUGUCACAUGCAGACCGUAAAGUAUGGCUGCUCUUUGACUACGCCGAACAUGAUCUCUGGCACAUUAUUAAGUUCCACAGAGCUUCUAAGGCCAACAAGAAGCCACUGCAGCUGCCUAGAGGAAUGGUCAAAUCUCUGCUCUACCAGAUCCUGGAUGGCAUCCAUUACCUCCACGCCAAUUGGGUCCUCCACAGAGACCUUAAACCAGCUAACAUUUUAGUGAUGGGGGAAGGGCCAGAGAGGGGUAGAGUAAAGAUUGCGGACAUGGGGUUUGCCCGUCUCUUCAAUUCACCGCUGAAGCCUUUAGCCGAUCUCGACCCUGUGGUGGUCACUUUCUGGUACAGAGCACCUGAACUACUGCUAGGGGCUCGGCACUACACCAAAGCCAUCGACAUCUGGGCGAUUGGCUGCAUCUUUGCAGAGCUGCUGACAUCUGAGCCCAUAUUCCACUGUCGCCAAGAGGACAUCAAGACCAGUAACCCUUACCACCAUGACCAACUGGAUCGCAUCUUUAACGUCAUGGGCUUCCCUGCUGAUAAAGACUGGGAGGACAUCAAAAAGAUGCCAGAACACUCCACGCUGAUGAAAGACUUUAGAAGGAACACAUAUACAAACUGCAGCCUUAUAAAGUACAUGGAAAAACAUAAAGUCAAACCAGAAAGCAAAGCAUUCCACUUGCUGCAGAAGCUGUUGACGAUGGACCCCAUCCGUAGAAUCACAUCGGAGCAGGCCAUGCAGGACCCUUACUUUUUGGAAGAGCCCCUGCCCACAUCUGAUGUGUUUGCAGGCUGCCAGAUUCCCUAUCCCAAGAGAGAAUUCCUAACAGAGGAGGAGCCCGAGGACAAGGCAGACAAAAAGAACCAGCAGCAGCAACAGGGAAACAAC